Molecule: messenger RNA, 3913 nt
Organism: Salvelinus sp. IW2-2015
Lineage: Eukaryota; Metazoa; Chordata; Actinopteri; Salmoniformes; Salmonidae
Gene: iars2
Product: isoleucyl-tRNA synthetase 2, mitochondrial
Biological process (GO): isoleucyl-tRNA aminoacylation; mitochondrial translation
Cellular component (GO): mitochondrion
Molecular function (GO): tRNA binding; ATP binding; isoleucine-tRNA ligase activity
Source: RefSeq, a predicted model, not a curated record
AGUAGAUGGCGGUAAUGCAACAUUUAUUGGAUGCCUACCGCCGUUAAACCUAAUCGAAGACAACUAAUUUGUCCUUUCACAGUUUCCGUAGUAGUGUUUUACGUCCAGUACGUCCGGAAAACAAGAAAAAAGCGAUCCAAUGCUUUAAGAGGUCGCAGUCAGAUCGAGGACAAUAUCACAACAACAAACCUGGUUUCGAAUUUUGGUAGGUAGAAUAGUACGAAGUGUUUGCCUCUCCAUGCUGCUGUGCCGCAUUUCAGCAGUGAGCCAGAGCGUAGCGAGAUGGGGAACGAGUGUUCGGAGAGGCGCCCUUCUCCACCCCGCACUCUCCUUCAACUCCAACCGUUGUCAAAAUGUCAGCUCCACCGAAGGUACCGUUCACCCUGCAGCCGCCCAGGGUMCCGGGCCGUACCGCGACAGCGUGUUGCUUCCCCGUACUGAAUUCCCCAUGAAACUAACCGGACAGAAUCUCAUAGACCGGGAGGUACAGAUACAACAGGAGUGUGGCUUUGCAGAACUCUACUCAUGGCAGAGAGAGAGGAAGGCAAAGAAGGAAUACUGUCUCCARGAUGGCCCCCCAUACGCCAACGGGGACCCACAUGUGGGACAUGCCCUCAAUAAGAUCCUCAAAGACAUCCAGAACCGCUUUGAGAUGCUGAGGGGGAAACAGGUUCACUAUGUCCCAGGCUGGGACUGCCAUGGGCUACCCAUUGAGCUGAAGGCACUGGGAGAGCUGGGAACCAGUGGACUGAGCCCUCUGCAGAUAAGACAGAAAGCCCGGGAGUUUGCGAAGGGGGCUAUCGCUCGUCAGCGCGCUGCCUUCCAGCGCUGGGGCGUGAUGGCGGACUGGGAUAAGUGCUACUACACCUUUGAUGGGACUUAUGAGGCAGCUCAGCUUAAGGUCUUCCAGGACAUGCACAGCAAGGGUCUGAUCUACCAGGACUACAAGCCAGUUUUCUGGUCUCCUUCCUCCAGGACAGCUCUUGCAGAGGCAGAGUUGGAGUAUAACCCACAGCACGUGAGCAAAGCAAUCUACGCCACCUUCGCCCUGGCCACCCUGCCCCCUAAGAUGGCGGAAGCUGUAGGGGAGUUGGGCAGCAUUUCUGUGUUGGUGUGGACCACCCAACCAUGGACCAUCCCAGCCAACCAGGCUGUCUGCUUUAUGCCCAAUGCCCAGUACUCAGUAGUGAAGAGGAGAGACAGCUCACAGCUCCUCCUAGUGGCCACUGAGCGCGUUUCCAGCCUGGCAACACUGCUGAGCACAGAGCUGGAGAGUGUGGGCACUUUCACAGGUGCAGAACUUGAGGGAGGAGUCUGCCAGCAUCCCACCAUUCCCAGGAAGGAGGUUCCAUUGCUUCCAGCCAAUUUUGUGACCAUGGGCAAAGGAACGGGAUUGGUCCACACAGCUCCUGCCCAUGGGAUGGAGGACUACAGUGUGGCCUCACACUUUAAACUGUCAGUGGAGUGUAUCGUGGAUGAGGAAGGCAGAUUCACUGAGCUGGCUGGGCCUGAGCUACAGAGUCUGUCUGUGAUGGGGGAGGGCAACGAUACAGUGAUCUCCAUGCUGAAGGCUGUCGGUUCUCUAGUGAAGGAGGAGGAGUGUGUCCACAGUUACCCGUACGACUGGAGGAGUAAAGAGCCUGUAGUCAUCAGACCCAGCAAACAGUGGUUCAUUAACAUCGCCAGCCUCAAAGACAAGGCCAAGGAAGCGCUGGCUAAGGUGCGUGUGAUCCCAGAAUCGGCGAGGGGCAGUCUGUUGGCCCACCUGGACAGAAGACCGUACUGGUGUAUCUCACGCCAGAGGAGCUGGGGUGUGCCCAUACCUGUGUUCUACCACAAGGAGACAGGAGAGCCUCUCAUUAACAAGCACACUGUAUCCCAUGUGACCCAGCUGUUCUCAGAGAAGGGCAGUGACUGCUGGUGGGAGCUSCCCCUGGAAUCUCUACUGCCACCAGAGGUGCUCAAGAAGAGUAAAGCAGGAGAGGUAACCGACUACGAGCGUGGAGAUGAUGUGUUGGACAUCUGGUUUGACAGUGGAACCUCCUGGGCUGCUGUUCUUGAAGAAAUGAAGGAGGAGAGUGACACUGACUCUGAGUCACGGCUCAGCUGGCUCCCUACCUCCCUACGCAAACCCCUGGUGCCAGACUCGAGGGCUGAUGUGUAUGUGGAGGGAAAGGACCAGAUAGGUGGUUGGUUCCAGUCCUCUCUGCUCACCAGUGUUGCCGUGCAGAAAAUGGCACCCUACAAGGCUCUCAUGAUACAUGACUUUGUGAUAAGUGAGAAAGGAGAGAAGAUGUCCAAGUCUUUAGGCAACGUAGUAGACCCCGAUACAGUCAUCCACGGGGGGGAGGACCCCAGUGUGUCUCCUGCCUAUGGAGUGGAUGUGUUGCGUUGGUGGGUGGCAGAGUCCAACGUCUUCUCUGAGGUCCAGAUCGGCCCCAACGUGCUCAACUCAGCCAGAGACAGCAUCAAUAAGUUGAGGAAUACCCUGAAGUUCUUGCUAGGGAAUCUGCAGGGUUUUGACCCUCGAACUCAGGCAGUGGACCCUAAAGAAAUGCACUACAUCGACCAGUACCUACUGCACCUUCUACGGAACUACAGUAUGAAGAUGACAGAUGCCUACAAUGAUUUUGGUGCGGGCAGGGCCAUCCGCCUGCUCCAAGCCUUCAUCACCAGAGACCUCUCCAAGUUCUACUUCAGCAUCAUCAAGGACAGGCUGUACUGUGAUCCUGAGGACUCGUUGGGUCGGCGGUCCUGUCAGACGGUUCUAGAGGAGAUUCUGGACGGAGUGACGCGCUCCAUCGCUCCUAUCCUACCUCACCUGGCCGAAGAGGUCUACUUACACGCCCCAGGACAUAACGAGGGGGAGACCCUGUUCAGGAGUGGCUGGAUUAAGAGCAGUCCUGUGUGGCGGAGGCCGGGAUUGGAGGAAGCCGUGGAGGGGGCAUGCGCUAUCAGGGAUUCCUUCCUGUCCUCUAUCCCAGGACGCAAUGCAGCCGAAUAUGAGCUGACCAUAGAGAUUGAGCCUGGCCUACUGUUUGAACUCAUUGAGUCUCUCCAAGACGAACCUACUUCCUCUUACUCUCAGCUAACAGAGCUGAUGAUGUCAUCGCAGACAACCCUGACUAGCGCCCUGCCCAGAGACCUGCCCGCUGAUGCCCUCAUCAGCAACGGCAGUUUCCUCAUCAACCUUGAGGGUGGGGUUAUCCGUGAGGACAGUGCUUACCAAGUAGCGGCAGUGCCCACCUCCAUGGCCCGGUGCCCGAGGUGCCGCCGGUACACCUCAAACUCUCCAGACUGCCCCUGCCCCCGCUGCCAGACCAUCCUUACUAGGGCGCAGUGACAUGUCCAUCCGCACCAUGACAACCUGCAAAUUGCCCUCUGACCCGGUCUGUCUGCUUGAACUGACUCCAGACAACCAGGGGUCAACAAAGAAAGACCCUGCUUAGCAACGCACAGAGAGGGUUAACAGCCAGACAUUUCUUCAGCUCUUCAACUGACAUUGACUCUAGCAUGUUGCCGCAUGCAGUGAGGAUGGAUGGUUUACGAUACAGGCUUCGUAAAACAAAGCACACAUUUUAUUUUGAUAGAGGGAAUUGUCUUAAGAGCUAUGCAGUACUUUUGAGUUCAUAAGACACCUCCCAAAGAAGGGCACAUCAGUAAGGUUUCAGUGAUGUUUCCUAGAAAGGGACAUGUAUUGAUAGUCCUGGACCCCUCCUAUGAGGCACAGAGUGCAGUAAUAUACCUACUAAGAGAAUCAAGUCAUCGGGUCUGUUAUUGUAUGUAUUAGAAGGAUAUAUAGGGGAUGGUACAACACUGAGCGCUUUGUUUUUUAUUUGUAUUCAUGUUUAAUGAUAAUCUGUAUAGUACUCCUGUCCACUUGUAUCAAAUAAAGGAUUAUCAUUCAAAUACA